UGUUCCGUGAAUUGUGUGCGUCCCUUUCAUCAGCGUUUUCGAUAGUGAUUUCUUUUCCCGGAAAACAGCAAAUAUAUUUGAUAAAAGCCCAUAAAAAGUGUUGCAUGAUGAACACACUGGGCCCCAAGAAGGACGGAAGUCCGAAUAUUGACUUCUUUCAGUCGUCAGAGACGCUGCAGGGCUUUGAAUCAAUAAGGCAAUGGCUGCAAAAGAAUUGUAAAAAGUACCUGGCGCACAGCUCGGAGCCCAUUACCAAGGAGUCCCUGGCCCAAUUGCUGAUACAAUUUCUGCAAUAUGUGGAGGCGAAACUUGGCAAAAACUCGGCCGAGCCACCGGCGACCAGAAUUCCGAUGCGUUGCUUUCUGGACUUUAAGAAUGGCGGAGGUCUGUGCAUCAUCUUCUCCACGAUGUUCCGGUUCCGCGCGGAGCAGCGGGGAAAGAAGUUUGACUUUUCCAUUGGAAAGAAUCCCACGAGGAAGGAUCCCAACAUUCAGCUGCUGAUCGAGAUCGAGCAGGCUCUGGUAGAGGCGGACCUAUACCGCAUACCCUACAUCUAUAUAAGGCCGGAGAUCGAGAAGGGCUUCGAGGGGCGGCUGCGCGAGAUUCUCGACAAUCGGCGUGUGGAAAUCGUCACCGACGAGGAGGAUGCCACGCACAUUGUCUAUCCCAUUGUGGAUCCGCAUCCGGACGAGUAUGCGCGUCCUAUUUUCAAGCGUGGCAGCCAUGUGAUGCUGCAUUGGUACUACUUUCCCGAGUCCUAUGACUCGUGGACGGUCAACAGCUUCGAUUUGCCGGAGAAUAUUCCCGAGAAUCCGGAAUCGCCGGCAGAGAGGUGGCGCGUGUCGGCCUCAUGGAUACUCGACUUGGAGCAGUACAACGAAUGGAUGGCCGAGGAGGACUAUGAGGUGGAUGAGCAGGGCAAGAAGAAGACGCACAAGCAGCGCAUGUCCAUCGAUGACAUCAUGUCGUUUGGCGACGAAAAGAAGAAGCCCAGCACCAGCACUGGCAAGCAGAAGCGACGUCGCUCGCCCUCGCCCACAACAUCCACAUCGAAGCCCGGCAAGCGCAAGCGUUCCCCGGCUGUCAUCCACAAGAAAACCCGAAACGAUGAGGAAGAUGAAGAUCUGACGCGGGAUCUGGACGAUCCGCCGGCCGAGCCAAAUGUUCAAGAGGUGCACAAGGCCAGUACGGCCCUGCAAUCGACAUCCAGUCCGGCACCAGGUAGCAAAUCACGCGGCGACAACGAUAUGAUGCCCAUCAAGGGUGGAACAAUGACGGAUCUGGACGAUGAGAUGACUGGGGGAAGCGCUGCCCAGGCACUGUCCACUGGCGAUGGCGACAACUCUCAGACGGGCAAGACGAGCGACAACAGCAACACUCAGGAGUUCUCCUCGUCGGCCAAGGAGGAUAUGGAGGAUAAUGUGACCGAGCAGACACAUCACAUUAUUGUGCCCUCGUAUUCGGCAUGGUUUGACUACAACUCCAUCCAUGUGAUCGAGAAACGCGCCAUGCCGGAGUUCUUCAACAGCAAAAACAAAUCGAAGACCCCAGAGAUCUACAUGGCCUAUAGAAACUUUAUGAUAGAUACCUACAGACUCAAUCCCACGGAGUACUUGACCAGCACCGCCUGCAGGCGGAACCUGGCGGGAGAUGUGUGCGCCAUUAUGCGUGUGCAUGCCUUUCUGGAGCAGUGGGGAUUGAUUAACUACCAGAUCGAUGCCGAUCUGCGUCCCACGCCCAUGGGACCGCCGCCUACCUCGCAUUUCCAUAUAUUGUCGGACACACCCUCGGGCCUGCAGGCCAUUAAUCCGCAGAAAACUCAGCAGCCAUCGGCCGCCAAGACGCUGUUGGAUCUCGACAAGAAGCCGCUGGGCAAGGAUGGUAGCUUGGAGAGCCUGGGCGGCGAUAAGAGCGGCACACUUGGCGCCAUCAAGACGGAGGCACUGGAGAAUGGAGCCCCCAGUGGACUGAGCUCUGGCGUGAGCCAAUUCGGGUUGAAGUUGGAUCAGUAUGCCAAGAAACCGUCUGCCAUGAGGAACCGCACGGCGGCCAGUAUGGCCAGGGAGUGGACCGACCAGGAGACACUGCUCCUGCUGGAGGGCCUCGAGAUGCACAAGGAUGACUGGAAUAAGGUGUGCGAACAUGUGGGUACUCGCACCCAGGACGAGUGCAUUUUGCAUUUCCUGCGGUUGCCCAUCGAGGAUCCCUAUCUGGAGGAUGAUGGCGGCUUCCUGGGACCCCUGGGCUGCCAACCCAUUCCGUUUAGCAAGAGCGGCAAUCCCAUUAUGUCGACGGUGGCAUUCUUGGCCUCUGUGGUGGAUCCCCGGGUGGCCGCCGCCGCCGCAAAGGCAGCCAUGGAGGAGUUUGCAGCCAUUAAGGACGAGGUGCCAGCCACCAUUAUGGAUAUCCAUAUAAAGAGCGUGAAGAAGGCCUCCGCUGGCGGCAAAUUCAAUCCGAACUUUGGUUUAUCCAACAGCGGAAUUGCUGGCACUGGCAACGACAAGGAGGAUGAGGAGAGCAAGGAUGGCAGCAGCGGCGGCUCGGCCACAGCGGCCAGUGGCGCAGCCGGAGCAGCAAGUGAUGAGGAAAUGAAGGAUCUAACCAAGAAAGACGACGAUGCCAAGUCCAAAGACAAAACGAAAUCGGAUACCAAGACGAACACAAACACAGACUCUAGUUCCCCAUCAUCAUCAUCAUCGACGACAUCGACAGCCACAAGCAACACGAACACAACUACAGAUAAUAAGAAACCAAAAGAUUCGUCGGAUAAAGCCAGCAAAACAGACAAAUCAAACAAAUCCUCACCCACAGACCCAGCAACAGCAGCAGCAGCAGGAGGAGCAACAGUCGCUCCGAGUGGCAGUGGAGCAUCGGUGGACGUGGACAUCAAAACGGAGGAGAACAGUGGCGAUGGGGAGACCAAGGAUGGCAGCGAUGGCUCCAAGGAUGGCUCAAGUGGCCAAGCCAGCAACAAGGAGGGAGCCUUCAGCGAGAACAACAUGCAGACGGCAGCAGCUGCUGCACUGGCAUCGGCGGCCGUCAAGGCCAAGCAUUUGGCUGCACUCGAGGAGCGCAAGAUCAAGUCUUUGGUGGCCCUGCUGGUCGAGACGCAAAUGAAGAAGCUGGAGAUCAAGCUGAGGCACUUUGAGGAGCUGGAAGCCACCAUGGAGAGGGAGCGCGAGGGCCUGGAGUACCAGCGGCAGCAGCUGAUUACAGAGCGCCAGCAGUUCCAUUUGGAGCAGUUGAAGGCCGCCGAGUUUCGCGCACGCCAGCAAGCGCAUCAUCGUCUGCAACAGGAGUUGCAAGGCCAGGCUGCCGCUGCCGGCACCAUGAUCCUGCAACAGCAGCAGCAACAACAGCAACAGCCAACGCCGCCACCACAGCAGCCACAACAGCAGCAAGCACUGCCGCCUCAUCAGGCGCAAGUCCAGACCCAGCCGCUGGCAGCCCCAUCGGCACAGCAUCAGCCUCUGCCGCCGCAUAUAGCAGCGGUGGGUGUGGGUCCACCACCAAAUGGAGCGCCUUUCGCAGCGCCGCCCAUGGCGACGGCAGCGGCUGGUGGAGCACCUCCAACAGGAGGCGGAAUACCAGCGGUUUUGGCCACUGCCAGCGAACAAGCAGGAGCAGCAGCAGCAGCUGCAGCAGCCGCAGCCGCAGCGGCGGCGCAACCUCAGGCCCCCACAGCGAUGGAUACCACACCGCCGACAAUCAGUGCACCUGUUGCCGAGGUGCCAAGCGUACCGACUGCUGGAUCGGUGGUGCUGCCGCCUGCCGUCUCAAGCAUUCCUCCGGCCAGCGCUGUGGCUCCUGUGGCUGCACCACCAGUUGCUCCACCAUCUUAACUCCUUUUUUAAAUGAUAAGCCAACAACAAAAUUAAUUAAGUUUAAGUCGUACGCUCUCAUUAUGUAUUAUGUGUACUCCACAACCAGUCCCAACCCCGAGGGCUCUCUCUCUCUCUCUCUCUCUCUGUCUAUGCCCAAAAGUCUUCUACUGUCACCCCAGCCUCAGCCUCUCGUGCAACAAUUUCUUGUAGCCUUCGUUUCGUAUCAGUCGAGUCACAAUUAUUUGAAUCUAAGUUUCAAAAUACAAACCAACAACUUCAACAUCCAUUCAAUAAAAAUAUAUUUACGAAUAAUCGUCCGGGGAUUGGAUUGGAAUUCAAUAAAUGUA
Drosophila subobscura is the source of this 4171-nucleotide messenger RNA. RefSeq names its product SWI/SNF complex subunit SMARCC2 (gene mor). The transcript has 8 exons. NCBI's taxonomy places the organism in Eukaryota, Metazoa, Arthropoda, Insecta, Diptera, Drosophilidae. Gene Ontology annotation, biological process: positive regulation of DNA-templated transcription. The record is from RefSeq and is a predicted model, not a curated record. The coding region runs from base 105 to 3842 and encodes 1245 amino acids. Gene Ontology annotation, cellular component: SWI/SNF complex. Gene Ontology annotation, molecular function: DNA binding; histone binding.